UGAUUUCAAAUCAGGUUUCGUGGAUUUGUGAACAUACGUAUAAUGGCGUUGAGACUUUUGUGUCUUCUUAGCUUUCUGGCGUUUUCUCAUGCUGGAGUUCUUCCAUUCUUUGAUCCCAGGAUCGUAAAUGGAGAAGACGCUAAAUUAGGUGAAAUCCCAUAUCAGAUAUCUCUUCAAACAUAUUCUUCCUUCCAUUUUUGUGGUGGCUCAAUCUUAAAAGAAUACUAUGUUAUUACGGCAGCUCACUGCGUUGAAGGCAAAGACCCUGAUGACAUAAAAGUUGUUGCUGAUACUAUCGACUUAAAUAAAGCAAAAGCGCAGCACGAAGUCAAAAAAAUUAUUGUGCACGAGGGAUACGAUUCAUCUAAUUCCUGGAUUAACGAUAUUGCUUUACUAAAGGUAAAAAAUCCCUUCAGAAUAUCUGCCACCGUGUCAUACGUGCCUCUACCGCCAAAAGAUUUCGUGGUUAAAGGCAAUGAUAUUGCUGUUGUGUCGGGAUGGGGAGAUAUCAGGCAAGGAGGACCAAGCACUAACAAGCUACAACGAGUCAACAUUUUAAUUGUUGAUCGAAAAUAUUGUAGAUAUAUAUACAAUAAUGUAGGAUAUGAAGUUCAUUCUACACAAGUUUGCGCGCAUGAUCCGAGCGUUGAGAAAGGAUCUUGCCAUGGUGAUUCUGGUGGCCCAUUGACUGUCGGUGGAAAACUCGUUGGAUUGGUAUCCUGGGCAAUGGGUUGCGCUCGCACCGAUUAUCCCACCGUCUACACGAAUGUCGUCUCUUAUCUGGAUUGGAUUGAAGAUAACGCGAUCUAAACUAAUCUCAUUCGUUUUCAAUUAUAAUUCGUACUCUGUAUAAUUUUUUAAUUAAUGAUUCUUAAAUCCAUAGAAAAAAAAAUGUUUUCUUGAUGUAAAAAAUGUAUGAUUAUAAAUGAUAAUUUUGAAAAAUAAGAUUGUACAUAGUAAAUUGUA
Monomorium pharaonis (pharaoh ant) is the source of this 966-nucleotide messenger RNA. RefSeq names its product trypsin-1-like. The transcript has 7 exons. Gene Ontology annotation, molecular function: serine-type endopeptidase activity. Gene Ontology annotation, biological process: proteolysis. The record is from RefSeq and is a predicted model, not a curated record. Lineage: Eukaryota; Metazoa; Arthropoda; Insecta; Hymenoptera; Formicidae. The coding region runs from base 43 to 810 and encodes 255 amino acids.